This is a messenger RNA of Diachasma alloeum, 1744 nucleotides long. RefSeq names its product carbonic anhydrase-related protein 10 (gene CARPB). The record is from RefSeq and is a predicted model, not a curated record. Gene Ontology annotation, molecular function: zinc ion binding; carbonate dehydratase activity. NCBI's taxonomy places the organism in Eukaryota, Metazoa, Arthropoda, Insecta, Hymenoptera, Braconidae. Bases 512 to 1468 code for a protein of 318 amino acids. The transcript is spliced from 10 exons.
GAGAGGAAAAGCCGCGCGUCAAAGUGUAGUUGUGCCGCCCUCCGUCCCUCGUCCGCGUGUGUGGGGAAAAGAGAGGUAGUUUGUGAGGAGAAGAUAGGAGUGUGUAAUACUGUUCGGGGCACGCGCAGAUAACAGGAGAGACUCCAACAUACCUCGCACAGGGCCAGUCGUUCCUUUGACGUACCUUUCGUUUACCGGAUCGCUAAACUAAUUCAUUUUUCUCUCCCACCGGUGUUAAAAAAAACGAGAAGGGGAUUAAUAAAAUUUGUAAAAAAAAACGCCGCGAGAGUGAAUGGGAGAGAGCGAAAACGAGAGGGCAGAGUAGAACACUUCAACUUCCCCAUUUGCUAUCCGAUAAUUUUUCCAUUCAGUUUGUUGUCCAAGUUUCGAUCAUUUAUGGAGACAAAUUGGAACUGUUUUUCACUCGGGCGUUGACUCUGGUGUGUGCACAGGAGCGUCAGGGUGAAGCCAACAGAUGAUGGUUAAUUGACAGAGCAGAUUCUCAAUAGGAAUGGCAACGUAUAGCUCAGUGUACUUGGGCAUCUGGGGAGUGUUUAUACUCGUUUUGAUUCAAGAGUCGAGACCUGUCAGCUGGGAGGAGUGGUGGACGUACGAUGGCAUUUCAGGUCCCGCCUUUUGGGGUUUGAUAAACCCCGAGUGGUCGCUCUGUAAUAAAGGCCGUAGACAGUCACCAGUGAAUCUCGAGCCGAAUAAACUUUUGUACGACCGAAAUCUCCAGCCCCUUCAGCUCGAUAAACACCGAGUCUCCGGUGUCCUAUCGAAUACAGGCCACGGCGUUGUAUUUGCAGUAAACUACAACGACACUCGACAUCCGGUCAACAUCACCGGUGGACCCCUGAGUUAUCGAUAUCAAUUUCACGAAAUUCAUUUGCACUACGGAAUGAAGGAUGACAUUGGAAGUGAGCACACGGUGGACGGUUAUAACUUCCCCGCCGAGAUUCAAAUAUUUGGCUUCAAUUCCCACCUGUACAAUAACUUCUCAGACGCCCUCAACCGACCCCAGGGAAUAGUGGCAGUGUCUCUUCUCCUCCAAGUGGGAGAUCUCUCUAAUCCUGCGUUGAGACUCUUCACUGAUAAACUCAACCACAUUCAAUACGCAGGUAAGUCAACUGGAAUUCAGCAUUUUGCUGUGCUAGAACUACUGCCGGACACGAAGCAUUACAUGACAUACGAGGGCUCCACCACAAUGCCGGCGUGUCACGAGACAACAACGUGGAUUAUUCUCAACAAACCAAUAUACAUAACAAAGCAGCAGCUCAUCGCAUUGAGAACACUCGUACAAGGUGACGCUGAACAUUCGAAAGGGCCUCUUGGUAAUAAUGCUAGACCUACGCAGGCACUCCACCAUCGUCCGGUGCGAACAAAUAUCAAUUUCAAUGUCCAGGACCCCAAGAAUUGUCCGACCUCGUACCGCGAUAUCUACUAUAAAGCAAACAGUUGGGAAUAGCCUGGCUGAACCACGAAAUCUGCUUUCUCCAUUCGAACUCCGCAGUACUACGCUUUUCCACGAUGGGAUUUGGAACAUUGCUGUAUAAAAAAAAAACCUUGACAUAUCAACGCGCGCGACGACACGUGGUGGAAAAAUACCGCCAGAAGUGAAAUAAGAAGUUGAACAAAAAUACUAACUAAAGAAAAUAAGAAAAAAAAAUACAAAAAAAGUAAUGUAACAGAAAAAGAAAAAAAAAUCGCGCCACCGUAAGGUCAAAACUGCUUCGUUGUAAAA